UUUAAAUGAAGAUAUUCUAUUCUAGAGUGAUUAAUCAGAAUAAGGAGGAGAGAGAAAAUACUUUGUUUGUUCUCUGUCUUCAUCUUCUUUGUGUGCACAUAUCAUAUAUCUACUCCCUAAAAUCAUCAAUUUUCUUCACAAUUUUACAGUUUUUUUAUUUCCUCAUAAAAUAAAAUAAAAUAAAAUAAAAAAUCUUAUAACUACCCAUCUCAAUUUCACAUCUACUUAUAGUUUCAAUUUCUCCCUAUUUAUCUCUUUCUCUCUCUUAAAAUAAUCUUCGUUUUUCAUUGAUUUCUGCGAAAAACAAGACCAACCCAUUUCGAUUCAUCCUCAAAUCUACAAAACCCAUGUCUUAAUUUCUCGAAAUUUUCUUCGAAUUUCUCAAUUUUCAUCUCCCCUGUUUUCUUUGAUUAUUUUUUCUAUCGAAAAUCCGCCAUGGCAGCAGCAGCUCUUAGAUCGAAAUCUACCAAAGAAACAGCAAUCUUAACAGCUCACCAAUUCAGAUACUUUGUGAUGAAUCAGAUGCAUAUGGGUCGUAUGGCAAGCUCUAACACUGGUUACAAAGCUAGUAAACCAGAAGAUAACUCCAUAAACACACCUUAUCAUUUCAUGUCAUUCAAGCCUGUUUCACUUAGAGGUGAAUUCGUUGAUAGAGGUAGUAAAUUUGUGGGUUUUAAUCAUCAUAAGAGGAAAUUGGGUUCUGAUUCUAAUGUUAUGAGGAGUUCUGGGGAUCCUCCGGAGGUGUGGCAGCCUCCUAAUGAUGGGGUUGUUGUUCGGGCUCGAGGUGGCGGAGGAGGUGGAGGUGGAGGAGGAGGUGGAAGUGGUGGAAAUGGUGGUGGUUCGAAUGCCGGUUCGAGUGGGGGUGAUGGGUUUGGAUCCAAUUUAAAGGAUGGGUGUUGGGGUGGGUCAAAUUUGGGGAGUGGAUUUCCUACUCCUAAGGAAAUUUGCAAAGGACUUGAUAAGUUUGUGAUUGGGCAAGAGAAAGCUAAGAAGGUGCUCUCUGUUGCUGUUUACAACCACUACAAGAGGAUAUAUUAUGAGGCCUUGCAAAGGCAAUCAGCGGAGUCAGCUAAUGGGAAAUCAGAUCCCUCUGAUGAAGUUGUGGAACUUGAAAAAAGCAACAUUCUAGUAAUGGGGCCUACAGGGUCAGGGAAGACAUUACUUGCAAAAACAUUGGCGAGGCUGGUGAAUGUACCCUUUGUAAUUGCAGAUGCAACCACAUUGACUCAGGCAGGAUAUGUUGGAGAAGAUGUAGAGUCAAUUUUAUACAAGCUUCUCAUGGUGGCUGAUUAUAAUGUGGCAGCUGCACAACAAGGCAUUGUGUACAUUGAUGAAGUCGACAAAAUUACCAAAAAGGCUGAGAGCCUUAAUAUUAGUAGAGAUGUAUCAGGAGAGGGUGUUCAGCAGGCAUUAUUGAAAAUGCUGGAAGGAACAAUUGUCAAUGUUCCUGAGAAAGGAGCUCGGAAGCAUCCCCGGGGUGACAAUAUCCAGAUAGAUACAAAGGAUAUUCUUUUCAUCUGUGGGGGUGCUUUUAUCGACUUGGAGAAAACCAUCUCAGAAAGGCGCCAUGAUUCAUCUAUUGGUUUUGGUGCUCCUGUACGGGCCAAUAUGAGAACAAGUGGUCCCACAAGUGCUGUUAUAGCUUCAUCUCUAUUGGAUAAUGUAGAAAGUAGCGAUCUCAUAGCUUAUGGUUUGAUACCUGAAUUUGUUGGAAGAUUUCCAGUCCUUGUUAAUUUGUCAGCCCUCACUGAAGAUCAACUUGUUGAGGUUUUGAUGGAGCCAAAGAAUGCUCUUGGGAAGCAGUAUAAAAAGAUGUUUCAAAUGAAUGGAGUGAAAUUGCAUUUCACUGACGAAGCAUUGAGAUUAAUUGCAAAAAAGGCAGUAAGUAAGAAUACUGGAGCUCGGGGAUUGAGGGCCAUACUGGAGAAUAUCCUCAUGGAUUCCAUGUACGAGAUUCCUGAUACAAGAACGGGUGAUGAUAUCAUUGAUGCUGUCAUUGUUGAUGAGGAAGCAAUAGGGUUAGAGGGAAAAGGGCGUGGAGGUAGAAUUCUUUAUGGGAAAGGAGCCCUAGACCGUUAUCUAUCACAACAAAAACCGAAAGAGGCUGAAAGUUCUGAAGGAGAAGCUGAAGCUGAAUCAGACCUCCCUUCUGUUGUUGCUAGUAUGUAAAGCUUUCGGGUCAAGGGAUCCCAUUGUAGUUUCAUCACUGUACAGUAUCCAUAAAGUACAAAUAAGAGUAAUCAUUUAGAAGAUAACAGGGUCGAGGGAGCAAAGGGGUUGAAAAGAAAGGAACAUGUGUAUUUGUAUCAUUUAGCUGGAAAUUUGCAAUACCCUCGCCCUUUACCGAGAAAAUGGAUUUGUUCUGCUACUAUGAUCUUGCCUCCCUUGCCAAUGGCUGUAAAUAUACGAUCUUUUCCACCACCUAUCUAUUCAGUGCAUUCGCCUUUCAGGCAA
Molecule: messenger RNA, 2454 nt
Organism: Chenopodium quinoa (quinoa)
Lineage: Eukaryota; Viridiplantae; Streptophyta; Magnoliopsida; Caryophyllales; Amaranthaceae
Product: CLP protease regulatory subunit CLPX1, mitochondrial-like
Exons: 14
Coding region: 436-2169 (577 amino acids)
Biological process (GO): proteolysis; protein folding; protein catabolic process
Cellular component (GO): mitochondrial matrix
Molecular function (GO): ATP-dependent protein folding chaperone; ATP binding; ATP hydrolysis activity
Source: RefSeq, a predicted model, not a curated record